Messenger RNA from Orbicella faveolata, 1878 nucleotides. RefSeq names its product ras-related protein Rab-8A-like. Gene Ontology annotation, molecular function: GTPase activity; GTP binding. The record is from RefSeq and is a predicted model, not a curated record. Lineage: Eukaryota; Metazoa; Cnidaria; Anthozoa; Scleractinia; Merulinidae.
GCCACGCCUGCCCAGUUCAACAGUCGUAAAGUCGGAAAGACGGAACAACGAUUUUCACUUUAGCACUGUUCUGGAAUGGCAAAGACAUAUGAUUUCCUCUUUAAAUUAUUACUGAUAGGAGAUUCAGGCGUUGGCAAGACUUGUGUGUUGUUCCGAUUUUCCGAGGAUGCCUUUAAUUCCACAUUCAUUUCCACCAUAGGCAUUGAUUUUAAAAUAAGGACAAUAGAAUUAGAUGGAAAGAAGAUAAAGCUUCAGAUAUGGGACACAGCUGGCCAGGAGAGGUUCCGAACCAUCACCACCGCUUACUACCGUGGUGCAAUGGGAAUCAUGCUUGUGUAUGACAUCACAAAUGAUAAAUCCUUUGAGAAUAUCAAGAACUGGAUCAGAAAUAUUGAAGAGCAUGCAUCAUCUGAUGUGGAGAAAAUGGUGCUGGGAAACAAGUGUGACAUGGAGGACAGAAGAUCAGUGUCUAAAGAAAGAGGAACACAGUUGGCAACAGAAUAUGGAAUUAAAUUCAUGGAGACAAGCGCAAAAGCUAGUAUCAAUGUAGAAGAGGCAUUUUUCACCCUUGCAAGAGAUAUAAAACUAAAAAUGGACAAGAAACUGGAACAAUCAAGUCCCCAAGCAACAUCAACAAUCCAUGUCACACAACAACCUAAACAAUCCAGAGGGUUUUUUCGCUGCACAUUAUUGUAGAAUAUUAAUUUUUAGAAUUCUUUGUGCAAGUAUCACUACGUCAAAAUGUACUUGACAGUAGUGUUCUCCUUGCUUACAUCAACAAGACAAGCUGUAUUUAAACUGAUGGGUCAAGGUGGUGGAAAUGUGAACUUUACGCAAAAGAAGGCCAUCUAUCUGGGAAGUUGCUUGAUCAGUAACGCAGACAUGUGCAUGCAACAGGGAGGGUGGUUGUAACACAGGCUUGUAACAUGAAGCACUAUUUGCAGUCCAUCUUAAUCUUGCCCAGUCUUGACUUUCCAGUCUCUUUUAGGACUUAAAAUUGUCCUUAAGCCUCAGUGAACUAUUGUUUUGAGGUGGCCUGUGAUUGGAAGGUCAUAUAUUAGUUUUGUAUGUUGCUAGAGAUGGUAACAAACAGUUUGAUGUACAGUGCAUGAGGCCUUUUAGAUCAGAUUUAACAUGUUGAACAUCAAGUUCCAGAGUUGAAUGUGAUUAUAACAGACUGAUGAUUCAUCUUGCUGUUUGCUAAGAAAAAUCAGCAAAAUGUAUAAGCAUUUAAUUCCUACUAGAACGGUUUUCAAUGGAGUGUUGUAAAACCAAAACCAACACCAAAUCCAAAUCAAUUACCUACCAAUUAGACUACUCAGCCAAUCUCUAUUCGUAGUAAAUUAGUCCAAAACCAAAGUAAUUUCCUGUUUCUUUUUGACACUCUAUUGAAAACCCUCUCAUUAUAAAUUAUGAGACAGUCAUUAUAUUUUUAUAACAAAGUAAAAGUGCAUGUAGGCAAGACAUGAAUGCAAGGCAUGAUCAGAGAGCUAAAUUCUGUAGAGGUAAUGGAGAAUAAUACGAAAUGUUCAUUUAAAAGGUGGUUAGGGGCGACAUGCUAAUCCCAGCCUAAAAGAGAGAAACAAAGCAGGAUAAUGGCACAGUUCCUCUUGACCCAUUAGCUUACAUAUAUGUGUCUGAGAAGCAAAGAAACUGCUAAUGACCGGAAAUACAUGUUUUAGACAUUUUUCAAAUGGAUAAGAACUACAGUUUACCGUCCAGAAACGUGAAAUCUCAUGAGUUGUGGAUUGGAAGUUUUAUAUUAUUAAUAUUUGUGGGAUUGAAAGCCCACUGUAACUUACAACUUGCAAAUUAACAUUGAAUAUUGUAUGUAGUAGAAGUAGAAAGGGCAGGGAUAAUCCAACUUAUUAUCUAUAA